Molecule: messenger RNA, 1455 nt
Organism: Poecilia reticulata (guppy)
Lineage: Eukaryota; Metazoa; Chordata; Actinopteri; Cyprinodontiformes; Poeciliidae
Product: keratin, type I cytoskeletal 50 kDa
Cellular component (GO): cytoskeleton
Molecular function (GO): structural molecule activity
Source: RefSeq, a predicted model, not a curated record
AGUUGUGCAUCUCAGCCAUCUCCUUCCCUCUCAAGCAGGCAGACCUCCUGAGCAGCUUCAACAAUGAGCAACCUAUCAAGAAUCAGCAUGUCCAGCGGUUACUCCGGACGCAACUUUGGUGGAAGCUUGGGUGGAGCCCAGAUGCAGAGGCAGUAUGCUUCCAGUGUUUAUGGUGGCGCAGGUGGAAGUGGAGCGAAGAUCUCCAUCUCCUCUGGCGGGUUCGGGGGUGGAAACUAUGGGAUGGGAGGGAGUUCAGGCUUCGGCGGUGGUGCGGGCUUCGGGGCCGGCGGAGGAAUGGACGUCAACGUUGGAGCCAACGAGAAAGCCACCAUGCAGAACCUGAAUGACCGUCUGGCCUCUUACCUGGAGAAGGUGCGCAAACUAGAGAGCGCCAACGCCGAGCUGGAGCUGAAGAUCCGACAGUACAUGGACAACAAGACCGGCCCCGCUUCCCGGGACUACUCUGCUUACGAGGCCACCAUCGCUGAGCUGCAGGGAAAGAUCCAGAAUGCUAUUCGUGACAAUGGAAGCGUCUUCUUGGCCCACGAGAAUGCAAAGUUGGCAGCAGACGACUUCAGAACCAAGUAUGAAAACGAGCUAAGCAUGCGUACAUCAGUGGAGGCAGACAUUGCUGAGUUGAAGAGAGUGCUGGAUCAGCUCACAUUAGCCAGAUCCGACCUGGAGAUGCAGAUAGAGAGUCUCAGGGAAGAACUGGUCUUCCUCAAAAAGAACCAUUUGGAGGAAAUGGAGGCUCUGAGGAAGCAGAUGAGUGGCCAGAUCAAUGUGGAGGUGGAUGCAAAGCCGCAGGUAGACCUGACCAAGAUCAUGGCUGACAUCCGUGAGCAGUAUGAAGGUGUGGCCGCCAAGAACCAGAGGGAACUCCAGUCCUGGUUCGACUCAAAGACAGAGACGCUCAACAAAGAGAUGGUGGUGAGCACAGAAACUCUGCAGACGAGCAAGACGGAGAUCUCUGAGCUCAGGCGCACAUUACAAGGCCUGGAAAUUGAGCUACAGUCACAAUACAGCAUGAAAGCGGGUCUGGAGGGCACGUUAGCUGAAACAGAGACCCGGUACUCUAUGAAGCUCCAAGGGCUCCAGAUGCAGGUGACAUCUCUGGAGGCACAGCUGACGCAGCUGCGUGCCGACAUUGAACGACAAAGCCAGGAGUACAAGAUGCUGCUCGACGUGAAGACGAGACUGGAGAUGGAGAUCGCAGAAUACAGAAGGCUGCUGGAUGGAGAGGGCAGCAUUGGCAGUACAGAAACCAGCACCAUGAAGAAGGUCAUCGUGGUCACAGAGGAGAUUAAGAAUGGCAAGGUGGUUUCCUCAACCACCUCCUGAUGACCUGAGACACGCAGAAAACACGAGGAGCUGCAGCUGAAGGACGCGACACCAUCUGGAUCAGAACUGCUUCCUUCAUAUAACACCAAUGCAAUAAAAGCCUCUAUCACUCUA